Messenger RNA from Acanthoscelides obtectus, 7153 nucleotides. NCBI's taxonomy places the organism in Eukaryota, Metazoa, Arthropoda, Insecta, Coleoptera, Chrysomelidae. The record is from the annotation of a GenBank genome assembly.
GACUAUCGUUAACCAAUAUUUUGAAAGAUGACCUGAUCAAAACAAAAAACCAGAGAAGUAAUGUUCAAAGUUUAUCAGAAUAUUUAUCAGUAUAAUAUUUGUUUUGGCUGACUUAAUAAUACCAAACAGUCUUAUUGAUUCUGAUACUCUAUUAAUGUGAUCUGCAUCGGAUGACAAUGAAGUGAUAAAAUGAACUGGUAAGUUUACUAGUGUGUAUUUUUUUAAAGGCAAUGAAAAUGUUAUGUAUUUUUCCAGUUUAGAAGACGUGUUGAAAGAGCUAGAACGUAAUCCAGUUGAAGACUCUCAACAAAUUAUUCAUACACUAUCUAAGAUAAAAUGUAGCAGAAAAGAAGAUGCAUUUUAUUUCUAUGAAACCAUUUUACCAAAGAUAUAUGAGCUGUACAAACAGAACUUAUGCAGAAAAGAUAUUUUUUAUCUAGCUUUGUUGAGUAAUGAUAACACUGAGACUCUUCAAAUCUGCCUGAAAUAUGACAAAAAAAUAUACAAACUGUGUAUUCAAGAUACUACAUCUCUCUAUGAAUAUUGUAUUUACAAAAAACAACACUGGAUUGAAAAAUUAAUAACAGAUUACUGUGACUACAAGAACAUUUUAUCCAAAACAAUAUAUGAGACUGUUGAAAUUUUAAAGUUGAUCCAAAUAUUGAGUGAGCCACAUAUAGAUUUUGAGCAGCUAAAGCCUAUUUUAGAUAGUGGACCUUUUCUACACAUUGAUCCAUUUUGGCAAAAAGCUAUAGGAUUUAUAAGACAUUUUUUGCAUAUAACUAAAUUUUGUGAAAACUUACAGCCUUCACUUGAUCUUACAGAAUUAUUUUUUUAUGCUAGCACACACUCUGUUUUGGAGACAUUCUCAAAUUACUUCAAUUUGAAUUCAAUAGUUUAUGAGGAUGUUUUGAUUGAGGUAAUUGAGAAUGAGAGCAUUUGUGAGAAUUCAAAGUACUCAAGAGAGUUUACAGCAUUUCACAUUUUCUCAACUAUAUUCAAAUGCAUAAAAAGCGAGAUUCAAGGUAUAAACAUUUCAUUAUCUGUUACCAGUAUAAAACAAAAGUUACUGGACAUCAAGGAUAAGCUAUGGCAGAUCAGUCUGUUACAGAACAUAUUCAGAAUAAUUUUUGUCAAAUCUUGCCAAUUGAAGACAUUUGAAACCAAGGAUGAGUAUAUUUGCAAAGAAAAAGAUAUACGUCUGAUACUUUUCCUUGUAAAAGAAAUUCUUGAUGAACUGCAACAGCAACAAGUAUAUGACAAACAAUCCAAAGAGUACAAAGAAAUGCUAGAGUUACAUAAGUGUGUGACUGAUGGGUUAUGGCGCCUGGAGUUGGUACACAGAGUCAAAAAUGAAAGGAAGUUCAAAGAUAAAUGUUUGAAGUAUAUGCUUGCCCCACCAGAAUCUCUCAUACAGAUGUGUUUGAGACAGAAGGAUUUUGAAAGGACAUAUCAAGUUAUAAAGAUAUUCCCACUGAACAACAAAUUCAUGCCAUUGGAAAUCGUAUAUCUAGAGAAAUUACAAGACCUAAAAGACUUAAUGAAAAAGAAGUUUAAAGCCAAAGCUAUCCAAAUGAGCAACCCUCAACUAUCUGCAAUGGAAGUCACUGUUGAAAAAACUGUCGAGCAAUUCUUCAAGAAAAAUUCAAUUGUUGUAAAUACUCAACUAGACGAGAUUGUAAAUAACCUUUCAAAAAAUAACAACUCUUUCGUUCAUUUUGUAGCUAAGAACGAAGUUUUCAUGAAUAUGUUUGACAUAGCCGUAACACAACCCAGCAGAUAUGAAGACUGUGAGACACUCUUGCAACUUGCUUUUGAAAAUAAUACUUUAGAUUCGAAUGUGGCGUCAUCUUAUUCAAGAUUCUGUAAGAAAAUCUUAGAUACGUGCAGUGAGAGCAGUACCAGUGCUUCGAAACUUUUAGUUUCUUCAGAAUAUUAUAUAGAUAUUAUGAAACAAAGAAAAGAGAAUGAAUUUUAUAAAGAGCUUGCAAGUCUUUAUGAUGAAUUCCAUGAACAUUUGUAUUCUAAUAAUGAACCUGGUACAAUAAAUCCUAGCCAUCCAAGUCAUAGAUCGUUGCUGAAAAUUAAUAAACUAUGCUCUGAGUAUCUUGGUUCCAAUACUGAAGGUACCAGAUAUCUCUACAAACUUUUUGGUUACCUAAAGGCAUUCUCAAAAAUAUUCUUUAUUGAACAAAACACAUCUGCCAUAGUCUCUAAAGGACAUAACAGUCCGUACUUCACAAUAUUAGACCACAAUCGUUCGCAGCUAAUGGGAAAACUCCUAUUUGAAAGGAAGCUAGAACCUGGGGAGUUUGAAAAAUACUUCAACAAGUUAAAACUUGAUUUUUUGUACCACGUAAUUGGAAACUGCUUUCCUACAAUCAACCUACAUACUCAGGACAAUGUUACUAAAGAAGAACUGUAUCCUGAUGUGCAUUUGUUUGAACCAAGCAGAAGUAUUUUAGCUUAUAUUCAGAAAAGAAAUUGGUUGUUAGCUUUCUUGCUUAUUGAGAUGUUCGAAAUCACAGACUUCAAGAUAGAUGUCAGCGAAGUGAGGGUACAAGUGUUUCUUAAUUACCUGAAUCUAAAUAAGAUUGAACGUUUGAAGGUUCUGCAUGAUAACAACGUAAUAAUAACGUCUUUGCAAAAUUGUAUAAACACACAAAAGGUCGUUAGAUACAUCAAUUCGCAAAUUUUAAAACCAGAAUAUAUGACAACCUCACUGUAUAGCACAACUUCCAAUGACAGCCUAGAAACAGCUGAGGAGUUGUUAGAGCACACUUUGAAGACAACAAAUUGGAAGGCCCUGUAUGAUAUACUUGAUAGCUUACCAGAGUGCAGAAUCAGAAAAAAUCCUACACUUCAAGAUCUGAAAGAUAGAAUAAUCGUUGAUAUGGUUCAAGAUAUGUUUGAGGUAGAAUUCUACAAGUACGUGAAGUUUAUAAACAACACUCAAUUGAGGAUAGAUACAAUCUUGAAUAAUUUGACACAAUGGCCAGGAACAUUUUGCAUAGAUGUAUUAAAGAGAGAAAUUACACGAUACGGAGCUGACGAGAAUUUGAAAUUGAGGGAGCUUCAAAAGUGGUUGAGCAUUAUUGAGCUAAAUGAGGAACUUAGAAGUAUUUUGAAUGUUUCCAUGUGGUCUUCAGCUCAUGAUUUGUGUGAAAUGCAAACGGAAAGAGUUAUUCAGAAGCUUAUGGAAUGCAGUAAGAUAAACCUACUGUUAGACUUGAUCAAGUUGUACAGGAUCAAUGACAACUUACUAGUAUACAUAAACUACAACUAUUUUCUAAAAAUUUUUGAUACAGCUGAGUCAUUGGAAGCAAUAAAACUUUUACUUGACAAUCUACCAUAUGAGCAUUCUGUGGGCAUUUGCUACAACCUCUUGAGGAAACUGAAACAGCUAGACCAUCUACAAUUUGUCGUUCAAUAUUUGAUGCAUAAUGUGGAUGACAGCAACCUUAGGAGCGUCGAGUUGAGUUUGAAAAUGUUAACAGUUUUCACGCAAAAUGAGCUAGAACAGCUGUUGUGUCUUAUUUAUAAUCCUCUAAGUAUAAUUGAAAUUUUGAUCAUGAAUACUAAGUUAGAUAAGUUGUCUGCAGUCUUGAACGUUGUUAAGCCCCAAGUGCCUUAUGCAGAAGCCAAAGAUAAUAGGUUAUCCAUUGAAGCCAUAGAUGAAUUGUUGCGCAGAUAUGCUGAAAAAUCACUGGAUUUCGACGUGAUAACCAAUCCAAAUCCACGAUUACUACGCACUCCUGAACAUAAGUUGAUGCAAUCUCUGGAUUCUAUAAAUCUGGAUUAUGAUUGUAAUGGAUUCACAAUGCCAGAAGAAGUGCCAUCGAAGGAAGAUUGGAUACCAAAUAGUGAAGUUAUAGAUUGCAUGAGAUGUCAGAAGGUCACUUUUUCUAUGUUCAAUAGAAGGCAUCAUUGUAGGAGAUGUGGACGGGUUAUUUGCUAUAAUUGUUCUAUGCAUAGGAUGCAGGUGCCUUCCUAUGGCGAUAUUCUAGUGAGAGUAUGUGAGGACUGUUAUCAACACACAUUAGGCAGUGAAGCCUCAGAUCCAGGUGACAGUAUGUCAACAAAAUCUGUAGUAAAUGAUCUUUGGCUUCUCUCUGAUUAUCCAGAACAUAAUAAUAUUGUGAGGGAGGAGUUUUCUUAUGAACAUGCUCCUAGUGUUUCUCUAUGUCUAGCUCUCAUGAAAUAUCAUUCCAAAACUAUAGAGUAUCCAAGAUUUCUUUUGGACCAGUGUAAAUACAUGUUUGAGUUGCUACUACCUUCUCAAGAACCUACACAAGAAAUUGAUUAUUUUCUUGUCAUCAAAAUGUUGAAAUCAUUGACACUAGCAGCAAAAAUGUCAUCAGUAGAAUGUAAUCUUCCAAAUGGUUCCUCUAUGGCUGAUAGAAUUCUCUCGCAAGCAGAUCUGUUGAGUCUUUUAGCAGAAAGGGGAUGUCUUAACCUGUUGCCUAUCACUAAUACUCAUAGCAGAGAGGCGUACAUAGAUGCGCCAAUUUUGAGGAGACUCAGGGAUAAGCUUUUAGAAAGAGAACAGUGGAAUUUGGCUUUAGAAGUUUCUACAAAAGCUGGAUUGGAUAAUACAGGCAUAUUUGCGACGUGGGGUAAGAGCUGUCUGAAAGCAGGUUGUCUCCAGCUUGCCAGAGAAAAAUUCCAAAGAUGCCUAGAUAGAAAUCUGUAUACAGAAAACCUGGAUCAUACCUCUUGUGAAGACUCAAUCAGCAAUAGUACCUUAAAAUCCAGAACCAUGUCCAGACUGUCACUUUUGAGCACCUGUGACUGCAAACCUACUAAAAAUCCGAUACUUUUGGACGAAAUUGUUCACAUACUUGAAUCGAACACCAAAACUAUUGAUAAAGAGAUUCUUGUCAGAGCUAGUCAGCAACGAUUAUCGGGAUCUGUAUCACCUUUGAACCAAAGCUUCAAACUGUCAGGACCGUCCGAUGUUGCUAUAACCAUCUUGAAUAAGCUGAAGAAUUUGAAAAGCACCAGUGCUGGACAGUACCAAUCUGAGAAUGUUAAAGAAACUAGUUCAAACAAACCGGUCAUGGACAGGAUCUUUUUCGACGAGUGUGUUUAUUAUUUGACCAGAUACGGUUCGCAUUUGAGCCUGAUGGAAUUUUACCUUAGACAUGGACAUUUUGAGAAAGUUUUGAACUACGUCUUAGAAACGCAGAUAAGCGCCGAACUUUUUAUAGACAUCUACAUGAGAUGUCUUAAGGAUGGGAUUAUCAAUACACUGCAAGAGCAUAUGUCCAUCAUUGACUCUAGUUUGGAAGUGUGGAAGGAUUAUUUAAGGCAUCUGUGCAGGCAUCUAGAAAAGCAAAAUAUGUUGCAUUCCUUGUACCAGCUCCAGCAAUAUAUGGGAGAUUAUAUAAGGGCUGCUAUGACUUGUGUAAGGUUUUAUCAAGAGAACAUUUCUACUUUUAGCGACCUUAUUAAUAAUACGAAUUUUUUAAAUAAAGCUGAGGAACAUCUGAAACAUGUUAUUGAACAGGAGCAGUGGAUAGAGGUAGCUGCAGUUCGAAAGCUAAGUUCUGCAUCACGAGACAGUUUCGAAGAAAAAGGCAUAGUGAAUCACUCACUGGUAAUGAAGAUGAAUUCUAAAGACAUUAACAAGCAUAUUAACACAAUUUGGUUGCAAACAGAAGUUGCAAAAUUUUUAGCAAAGUGUGAGACUGACGGUGUUAAACCUACUAGAAUAUUGAGAGACCUACAACCGACAGAAGAAAAUUCUUCAAAACCUGCAGAUGUUAAACUGAAGAUUCCGACUCUAUUUGGGACUGUUAUUGAAAGAAUUCAACUUGCAGUACUAGUGAUAAUAUGUGGGAAAACAGUCGAAGAAGGAUACGACUUAGCUCACAGGAUUAUCCAAGAAUUCAAACUGAAACCACUGAAGAUCUACUGUGAAUCCGCAAAGCAACUCGCAAAGGCGGAUCGGUAUUCAGGAAUUGCGGAACUAGUGAGUUGUAUCAAGCAUUCUGGCACUAGUGAUGCUGACAUCACAGAUAUUUGUGAUCAAAUGUUACAGCAGGCGGUAGGGACAUUGAUCAAAGCAAAUGUAUCGGAAACUAAAGUUGAGGAUUUGAUAAAGUUGAUGUCUGAUAAGGCCAUGAAGAUAUCUGCGUACAUUGAGGCCAAACAAUUGAAGACUGCCUACUUCUUGGCUGUCAAAUACAAACGAAUGGCCGACAUCAGACGGAUCUCGAGAGAGGCAGAACUUUUGAACCAACCUAGCAUUAAAGCUUUGUGUCAGAAGGUUUUACAAAAUUAUUCUCAUACUCCUUCACAUUCCAAAGAAUAAGACUGAACAGGCGUUGCUUCUAGACCAAUUCUUUUUUAAUCCAGAAUGAGAGAAGCGGCCCAAAAUAAUUUAGGAAUGAUUCACCGACCAGGGUUUUCUUGAAUAUCGAGUGGUUAAUGUUUCAUGCAUGAUAGCGAAAAUGUCACACGAAACUCAAAAAGUGCCUUCUUUAAUCUGGCAAUCGACAUUUUUCACUCGACAAAAUCUCGCGAAGCUAAGAGCAUGUGACAAUGAAUGACGGAUUCGAGAUUUUUUCACUGUUCCACAAAACGACAGAUAAUAAAGUAGGGAUAUGAGUUGCUUGAAAGUACUUUUUUUCUUCGUUAUUGACCGCAUUUCCUCAACAUCCGUCUUAAAAUUAAACAACAAAAGUGACAGCUCUCUAAGGGUCUACUAUUACGUGUCAGCGCUCUAUUUUGAGGUUAUGUUACAAAUAUCUGUUUGCAUCAAAUUGUCCGCCAUAAAGGCGUCCCACAAUUGUAGGAACGACUGACGAUACGGCCCUUACAAACGUUGACAAGAAUCACAAAAAUAAAAUUUCAGUAUCGCAUGCGAGAAUAUGUCUCAUGCAAGGUUCGAAAACACCCCCUUAAGCGUUCUUUUGGGCCACUUCUGGAAUAUUACCUGAUUUAAACAAGAAUCACUACAGAAUUAACGACUCUAAACAUAUUAUUUAUAUUUAUUGUUCCUCAUAAAAGCUAUACAUGCAUGUUAGCUAAUAAGGCUGUGAUAUAUUCAUUGCAAUUUGAUAUAUAUAUAUAUAUAACCUAUAUUCUAUUUUUUUAUCCAUGUACCUACGUAUUCAGUUCAUGUAUCAAUAAAAUAUUUUAUCCUUUA